CGUCACCAAAAGAGAGCAAGCGAGAGCAAGAGAAAAAGAGCAGAAGGAUCUUCCGCCCAUCAGUGAUGUGACAAGCUUACAAAUGAAGGCAAAACAACGCAGCCGGCCAUGACGCACUUUUAGCCUCCUCUAUACUUGCCGGCGUCGAAUUCUUGUUUCCCUUUCCUAUUCCGUCUGCGAGCGCCAUGGUGGAGCAGUCGGACAAAGCCCCGCUUCUGGACUGGGAGGAGAUCCCACCGUCCGACGCCAACCGGGCGGCUCCGUCGCCACCUGCUCCGCCGCGGAAGAAGCAGGACCUUCCUGCGGUAAAGAAAAGUUCCUUACCAGUCAGCCUCAUCGUGACGGAUAUCGGUAGGAGGGACGGCAUUUCCUCCGCCACCACCACCACUACCGUCACCUGCAGCCCAACAGCUGUUGUUGGCGGCCGGGAGAGGAGCACGCCAGGCCGGGCACAUAUGCGGGGUCACCCGGCACCUCCCUUCCCGGAUCUGACGGUGACAGAUCAGUGGGAGGAAAAAGACCAGAUCGUGGCCGUGUUUGUGGUCACAUUUAAUUCACGAUCAGGAAACAUGGUGGAGUGGUGCCUGCCUCAUGACAUCAACCUGGAUGGAGUAGAAUUUAAGGCAAUGGCCAGCGGCUCCCAUAGGAUCACUAACGACUUCAUAUAUUUCCGCAAAGGCUGCUACUUCGGGCUGGCCUGCUUCGCUAACAUGCCUGUGGACAACGAGCUGGAGCGUGGAGCCCGGAUGAAGUCUGUGGGGAUUCUGUCUCCUUCCUACACGCUGCUGUAUCGCUACAUGCACUUCCUGGAGAACCAAGUUAGACUCCAGUUGAAGAAUCCGGGUCAUUAUUCUCCACUGGAGGCAUUUUAUGAGGACAAGAAAGCCAUUCUCCCACUGACAGGAAACAGCUUGGUCAACGAAUGCCAUACUUUGAGUGUGACUACCAUCAACCGUUGUAUGCACCCGGAAAUGAAGAUCACUCAUCCAGCUGGCUGCAUGUCCCAAUUCGUCCAAUUUUUCGGAGAGCACAUUAUGGUGCUGUGGAAGUUCGCGCUGCUGAGGAAGCGCCUUCUCAUCUUCUCCCCGCCGCCUGUAGGCGUGGUCUGCUAUCGAGUGUACUGCUGUUGCAGCCUGGCCAAUGUGUCCUUACCUGGCAUUGGCGUGUCGGUGCCAGAACUACGACCGUUCUUCUACAUAAACAUAGCUGACAUCACUACCCUGCAAACAGAGCUGUCAUAUGUAGCCUGCACCACGGAGAAGAUUUUUGAGGACAAGAAGGAGCUGUACGACCUUUACGUCGAUAACCAAAAUGUGAAAACGCACAGGAGCCAUUUGCUGCCCUUGCUGCGACCGAACGCCGGAGAUAAGGAGCGGUACAGGAAGCUUAACGAGCAGAGACAAAUGUUGCUGUACUCCCAAGAGGUGAAUGGAGACUGCACGUCCAACGAGGAGGAUCUCAUUAUUGUGUUCUUCAUGGAACUUAAUAACCGCAUCUUCCAGAUCCUGUCCGAAGUGGCGGGGAGCGCUGACCCCAUCCUGACAGCUGAGCAUGUGAGGGCCAUGGGGCUGGACCCUCAGGGCGAUCGCUGCUUCCUGGUGGAGCUGCUGGAGGUGUACGGCGUCGACGUCACUCUGGUCAUAGACAACCUCUGCUGCCACUAGCCUUGGAAAGUUGGGAUUAUAACGGAUCGUGGCGACUUCAAGGUUCUCCCACACAUACUGUACACACUGAGACAAAAACGUUCACCUUGAGCCUUGCCUGCGUUUCCUCUCUUUUCUUUUGUUUGUCAUUGGGCUACCGACGGAAAAUAUGGACUCCCUCUGAGACGCCGGUGCUGCUUUGGCAGUGCUGUGUGCUCCUUUAGCCGUCUUAUCACUGCACUAUUUUUGUUUGUGCUUCUACACUGAAUGUGUGGUCGGUAAUAACACAGCACGUUUGCUCUCUAACUUCAUAUUUAUGGAGUAGGACUGAGUUUUGGACUUUUUAAAGGCUUGACCACUCUUUUUGCCUUUAAAAAAAAAAAGCAAUAGAAGUCUUUGUCCAUUAUCAGCCGUUUUUUUUUUUUUUUGUUUACCUUCAAGCACCUUGAACAUGAGAUAAGUAUGUGUUUUUUUGGUUGAGUUGAGGUCUGAAUGAAUGGGAUUCUACUACACGUUAUCGUGAAUGCUGCAACAAGCCACUGGACUGUUUUUCAUGAUGCACACCCAUACUAGGACACAUCUUAAACUCCUUGUCACUUGUUAGGUACUACUUUUGUCGCCUUGACACUUGACUUUAUAUUGUACAUACACGCACAUUUAUGGCCCUGGAAAAUGUACCAACGGUUACCUCAGAGUCUACAAAAAUGUUUGCUUUCAGCUAUUUGAACCACUACAGUGCUACUACAAAAACAGAAAAUCAAUGACGUCAUCAGAAAAGUACAUACAGUACAGGCCAAAAGUUUGGACAAACCUUCUCAUUCAAUGGGAUUUCUUUAUUUUCAUGACUAUUUACAUUGUAGAUUGUCACUGAAGGCAUCAGAACUCUGAAUGAACACAUGUGGAGUUAUGUACUUAACAAAAAAAGGUGAAAUAACUGAAAACAUGUUUUAUAUUCUAAUUUCUUCAAAAUAUCAAUCAAUCAAUCAAAGUUUCAAAGGGCUGCACAAGCCACAACGACAUCCAAAAUAGCCACCCUUUGCUCUGAUUACUGUUUUGCACACUCUUGGCAUUCUCUCGAUGGGCUUCAAGAGGUAGUCACCUGAAAUGGUUUUCACUUCACAGGUGUCAUAGUUUUGAUGCCUUCAGUAACAAUCUACAAUGUAAAUAGUCUUGAAAAUAAAGAAAACGCAUUGAAAUGAAAAGGUGUGUCCAAACUUCUGGCCUGUACUGUAGGCGCAAUCCAAAUUAAUUUAUUGACAACAUUCACACAUUAUAACGGGACUGUAGUUUGUCGUUCCAACUCCGCACAGGAGAUGGCGUCGUAACUUUUUCAUGCAUUUUCUGUUCAUCAAAAUAGUGAUGUAUCAGAUGUACAAUGACGUAUACAAUAACUUUAAAAUCAGUACACACGUACAUAGAGCCCAUGAAACAGUUUUUUUUAGUCUAUGCUGUACGAAAUAAAACCAACACCUGUUCGGCAAUAAUUUCAUGUUCUGUUGGUAAAUAAUAAAUUAUGUACAGUAGGAAGGGGAUUCAUAUGGCACCAUUCAUCACAGUUUACAUGACACAUGAAACGUAACUAAUUGGUGGGCGGGUGCACUAUCCACUUUAGUCACCAGAUGGCAGUACAGUGUUGAAUAUCUUAAAAUGUGUUUUAUGGCAAUUCCAACUUUGACCACAGUGUCAGUUGCUAUGUAGAGUGGUACUUUCCAUUAUUUUCAGCAAAACGAUGAACUCUUACGCGAGAUCCACUCAGUAAUGGGGCCAUAUGAUUCCCUUCCCUACUGUAUGGGGUCAAAACAGUGCCAAAAUUGCAUCUUUUCGCGAUGUGUCUUUCUCUAUGCGGGACAUUUAACCCAUUUGGCACUUAGGGGCAGGCAUUGAAUCAUCCUUUCUGAUUGGUCACUUUAAACGCCUUAAUUCAAACUAAUUUUCAGCGUAAAUUGUGUCCUUUUUAAAGAAGAGUAGUUCAGACAAAAUUAGCCAUUCUGUCGUUCCUUAUGCAGUAAAGUGCUUAAAAUAAAAACAACAAAAAUUACACAUAAAUUUAAUGACAUUAUCGAUGUGUUCUUGUCUUCCUUAGGGAUUGUGAGGGUAUCACUCUGUCAUUAUGACACCCGAGCAUCGAUAAUGAUUUACAUGUUAUCAUAUAAAGUUGGUCUAUAAGCAGCGGUGUCAAACUGGUUUUCAUUUCAUCGCAGUAAUGGCUACCUUCAGAGGCUCGUUUUUUGUUUUUUUUUAAUUAUGCAUGCGAGCAAUAACUUGUGAUUAAUCAAAAUUCAAAUUGAUCUGAUUUAAAAAUAUAUAUAUAUAUAUAUCAUUUGACAGCAUUGAUAUAAAUGUGUACCAGUAAUCACCUCAUAUUAUUACCCUAUUGCCUAUGCACUCGAUUAUUAGAUUUUUUCAUGUACAAACUGUUAUCUUUACUGACAUAUUUUUGUAAUACACUAUAUAAUAAUGCAAUGGCAUGAUUAGAUGAUAACGUUUAGACGAUACGCAUUUUUUCUUGUCAAAAUCGAACUAAUUAUUUGCAUUUAGUAAAAAAAAAAAAAAAAAAA
Messenger RNA from Nerophis lumbriciformis (worm pipefish), 4201 nucleotides. It is a transcript of the gene dennd11, whose product is annotated as DENN domain containing 11. Lineage: Eukaryota; Metazoa; Chordata; Actinopteri; Syngnathiformes; Syngnathidae. Gene Ontology annotation, cellular component: cytoplasm. The record is from RefSeq and is a predicted model, not a curated record.